AUGGGACUUCCGAUGUCGAAAGCGCCGGUGCGGGCAAUCCACCGUCUUGCAUCGAUCAUGCGCCACGUUCGUUUGGUUGGCACCCCAUGUCAGACAGGAAUCAACAUACAGCUGCACCACGGCUUGUAGACCUCGGCACGCGACAGGCGUGCGACAGGCAUGGGCCCUCUGUGCUGUGAGUGUCCUCGAAUGUCUUCGUAAGUUUGUGAAGGUGAGGCCCGAAGUGCUUGUGCGAAACUCACAAACGACGCGAGCCAUGACGCGAGCACAAAACACUUCCCCAUUCCGCAAUGACAGGGCGUCAGUCGAGCCACAUAAGCUUAAUUAAUUAAGCUCAUUCACUCAUUCACUCAGUCGUGCCUGGAGCCUCAUGUGUGCCUGACGGGCGCCCCGAAAUCCAACUAUACCGGGAGCCACCUGCCGGCAGCCUCUGCUGCACGGGCAGCCUCUUCAACGGCGAAUAGAUCUUGAGGUGUGCCUUACGAACAGUCUCUGCAUAGCAGACAGAAGACACACAUCCGUGCAUGUGUGUAAGUACCGAUCAAGUAGGUUAAAAUGCAAACGGCGGGUGGGUAUUCUUAUCCGUCUGUCCGUCUGUCUCAGAGUCUAACUCACUUCUGUCCUUGUCCCAGUUGUCGUGUCCAGGGAAGAAUUUGAUGGUAUGGUUGCCAUCCUCGUCCGUCUCAGUUGACAUGAGGUCAGCGCCCUUGAACACGUGGCCUGGGCGGCUCUGGAACAUCUCGACGAUCUUCUGUCUCACACGAGGCAAGGCAAGGACACACACAGGAUGAGACACGUAGUUGUUGCAAACACAUCUGAGUCGCUGUGGCUUGCUCCUCCUCACCACGACGUUGGCGGCCAUGCACCAGGUCUCCGGACCGUCCGAGCCGACCAGCAUCUUACCAGCCGAGUUGCAGUGUUUGGCUUCGUCUUCUUUUGUCUUCACUGUCUCGCAUGUGCCCUCUCCCUUGUCAACCCUCUUGUCAUCGUCAGUCGGUCCGCUGGCCAUCCGUAUCUGUCGUCCGGAGAGACAGCACAGACAGAAACGCUCCCGCGUUAAAUCGGACAGUUCCUAGAUCACCUCGUCGACGACACAGGUCUGUUUGUCUGGGCACUUCGGGUCCCACAUGUGGCUCCCGUACACGUGUGCCUGUGUGUAGACGACACAGAAGCGUCGUAAGGCCAUCGUGCGACGUCUCACCGUUUUUUGGUUCCCGUGAAUUCGGUGUAGUAGGCUAUCAUGCUGACUUCGCACGGCUCAGGCUCGAGGUUCUUGCAAGUGGCCAGAGCGACGCAGGAGGCGAGCACCAGGGCCUUAAGCAGAAGGUUCGACGAACCGCAAACUUACCUUAUCCGGAGGGCUCAU
Molecule: messenger RNA, 1366 nt
Organism: Vitrella brassicaformis
Lineage: Eukaryota; Vitrellaceae
Source: the annotation of a GenBank genome assembly